GAAAGAUGCAUCUCAUAGCCACAUUCGUUCUCUUAGCUUCAUUCACCCUUUUGGGUGCCCAUGCAGAAUUAUUAGCUGUGAUACAGAUUUUUAGGCAUGGUCAACGUACACCGGUAUCUUUUUAUCCCAACGAUCCAUAUCAAGAUUCAUCAUAUUGGGGAGGACUAGCUGCCGGACAACUAACUAAUGAAGGAAAAAGACAGCAUAUGAAACUAGGUCAAUUCACAAGAAGUAGAUACUCAAAUUUCAUACCUAAAAAGUAUGACCCGUCCUUUUUUUAUGCACAGACCACAGAUGUAGAUCGUACGCACAUGUCUGCACAAAGUAAUCUUUACGGUUUAUUUCCUGUGUCAACAGGAGACCAACAGUGGCAAAACAAGAUAAAUUGGCAACCCAUACCUGUUCACCCUGCUAAUAAUGCUAUUGUUUCCUCCUCAUUAUUUCCAGAGAAUUGUCCAGCUUACACUAAAGAAUUAUCAAGUGUGUUAAAUAGCCAAGAGUUUGCAACAUACGACUUAGAAAAUUCUGAAUUAUAUAAAUACUUAACGAGUAAUAGUGGAAGUAAUGUAACGGGCAUGUCAGACGUACAUGGUAUAUGGGAUCCUUUAAAAGGAGAAGAUUCUGUUGCAUUCGGUUUACCAACUUGGACUAAAUCUGUAUAUCCCGAGCCUCUUCGAACAUUGGCCGGAAAAUUUUUUGAAGUAUUUACACACACAACUACAAUGAAAAGAUUAGUUAUUGGCCCAUUUUUAAAUGAAGUUGUGACUUACUUGGAAUCAAUGGCAGCUGAUCCAAGCUCUUCCUAUAAGUUUAAAAUGUACAGUGCACACGAUGCAAAUGUAGCAUCAAUUUUAAAUGCAUUUGGUGCGUUUAGUCCCAGCUUUCCUCCAGCAUUUGCAUCCACAAUUUAUAUAGAACUACAUAAAGAAAACUGGAAGAACGUAGUUAAAGUGUUUAAUAAAGACGGGGACAAUAUCAAACAGAUUAGCGUUAAUGGAUGUGAAUUAAGUUGUCCAUUAUCUAGCUUUAGACAAUAUUUAAGUGAUCUAAUUGUUAAUGCUGAUACCAGGGAUACGGAAUGCAGUAAUUCUGGGGAAACUAAACUUUUAUUAGGGAGUGCAGCUACAAAUAAUAAAUAUUCUGCAGAAGAACUUGAUCAAAAAUUUGCAGGUGUUUCAACAUAAAAAUGUAAAUAUAUUUUAUCCAUUUUAACUAAAGUGUGCAUAAAAUAUAUAUUAAAACUAAUAAACUUGUUAUGAGACCUAUACC
Molecule: messenger RNA, 1269 nt
Organism: Diabrotica balteata
Lineage: Eukaryota; Metazoa; Arthropoda; Insecta; Coleoptera; Chrysomelidae
Source: the annotation of a GenBank genome assembly